This is a messenger RNA of Fulvia fulva, 660 nucleotides long. RefSeq lists its product as uncharacterized. Lineage: Eukaryota; Fungi; Ascomycota; Dothideomycetes; Mycosphaerellales; Mycosphaerellaceae. The record is from RefSeq and is a predicted model, not a curated record. The transcript has a single exon. Bases 1 to 660 code for a protein of 219 amino acids.
AUGCCUCGCCUUACCAUCACUAUCUUGGCCAGGAACGAACCUCUACGUCGAUAUUAUGUAGAGCACAUCUGGAAACUUGCUGGCUUCAUCGGAGGGCCGAUCGCUACAUACAUCACUGACGAUAAGGGUGAAUUCGAAUUCGACUCUUCCACCCACGAAGCAGACAUUCGCAUGCUCGGACAAAAGUCUGUGACGCGUAUUGUCGAGGGCGGAGGAGCGUUGUUCACUGCCGACUUGUGGGUCGACAGGCGAGUGGAAGCUGGGACUACAAUUCGCCUGGAUAAUCGACAGGAGAAAGUCAAACACUUUGAGAUCUUGAAUAAGACCAUCGAGCUCUACGAUGCAGUCCAUCGCAACUUUGCGCCAUUCUCGGCCUUGAGUGAUACAGCAUUCCCGUUGGGUAAGAAGGCGACCCUACAGAAGACGAAAGAUCAAGUUACGCGUAUCGAGACAGUGUACCCCGAUAACCUGGGACAGGAGCUUGCCUUCGUAGAGCCAAAGUCGGUCAGAACUGGCUAUCCUCUCAUUCAUCUCAAAGGGCCUGGUCAAGGUGCUGAAGAUGGAAGCAAGCCACUCUCUCGCGAGCUCGCCCACGCACUUCAUUCUGCUCAGCUGGACGACGAUGCACGUGAUAAGGUCGAGGUUGACUAUAAGAAAUGA